Molecule: messenger RNA, 4794 nt
Organism: Anopheles nili
Lineage: Eukaryota; Metazoa; Arthropoda; Insecta; Diptera; Culicidae
Gene: Sara
Product: zinc finger FYVE domain-containing protein 9
Exons: 4
Coding region: 1-4200 (1399 amino acids)
Biological process (GO): endosomal transport
Cellular component (GO): early endosome membrane
Molecular function (GO): metal ion binding
Source: RefSeq, a predicted model, not a curated record
AUGGACCUUGUGGACAUUGACAAGGUAUUAGACGAUCUUGAGCUAAAUGAAGACGAUGGAAAUAGCACUCUUCCUAAAGCAGUUGACAUCAGCCCUAGUACCCGAGAUCCAGCACCAGCCGUGAAUGGCUCGACGGAACCUACAGUAGCAUCGGCAUCGACGACACAAUCGCAGGAAAAACUAAAGUUUAAGGCCAACGUGGUGAAUGUGUCGACUGUGUUUACGAGUCUCAACGAAUACGUCAAUGCUGGGGGAACGGAACUCGGCGGUGGCAAGCAUGUGGCCAGUGACACCCACGAGCUUAGCAUUCCAAGCGAGCGGAAGCCACUCCUAACACCGCCGUCGACGUCCUCGGUUUCGUCGGAUGUAAAAACUUCCUCGGCCGGAGCUACGACGUCCUCGGUUCCGACUUCUCCCCACACGGAAUUAUCUCCAGAAUCUUCACCGGAAUGGUCGGACUCUUCCGAAUCAUACUGUCCAUCGAGAGAGGCCACUUCUUCAUUAUCUUCAUUCGCACAUUCCUCUUCCAGGUCGUCCUCGUCCUCAUCCGCCUCUACGAGUGACGCGGAAGAUAUGGGAAAGUGCGACGGUGAAGCGGAACAUGGACACGCGCACGAAAAGCUACCCGAAGAGCUGUCCUCUCUCAGCGCGAAGGAUUACGUACUGGAUACGUCGUCGAUGACUACACUGGCCACUACGAACGAAGGAGGUCAUCGGAAAGAAGCACCAGCUGGCGAUCCGCAGGAUACAUCGGCCUUUUCCUACCGAAACAGCCUGUACUCGGACACGCUGAGUAACGAUGUGAUAAACUUGGAAGGCAUCUCGUCCAUUUCCUCGAUCGUAGCCGUCGAUUUGACGAAGAGCGGCCAGGUGCCGUUUGCUAGGGACACGAUCGGAAACGUCGAGGGAGCUCCCGUUGCCAAGGACGAAAUCGAAACGACGGGACGGGAGGAUGUGGAAAGACCCGGCAAGGCUGCUCUCGAAGCUGCCAACGUGCAAAAGCCCGCGGUGGGAUUUGAAUCGACGAUGGACGACGUCUCCGAUACGGAGUUAGAAAGCUACCUGCAAGAGCUGGAAGAGUUCGACUUUCGCAGCGUGAAUGUAGAGAACGCCACGGUUCCACCAAAGCCGGACGAAGAGCAGCCGUCGGAAGCGGAACCCGAGGAGCAAUCGAUUCAAGAGACGGAAGCCAUGAUCGCCGGUGAACCGGAAGACAUUCCGACGGUCCAAAAAGACCGCACCGAUGCGAACAGCAUCGACAGCCGAAGUGACGACGAGAUUAGUCCCAGUUCGUCGCGCGGUGAAAACGAAGAUGAUCUGAUUUCCCAAGCGUCCACGCUGGAGUUUAAUGAUCUAGCCAUGGCGGCCACGACGGCAGCGGUGGCCGUAGUGGAACCGUCCGAACCCGUCGUCCCACUCGCCACCGGGACAAUCCGAUCUGAGGAGGAAGUUCCCGUGCCGUUGGAUACGCUGGAGGUGUCGGGUGAAUUUCCGCUGGAUGAGGAUGGAAGCGAAAUACGCUUUAUCGAUUGUACGGAAACGGAAUCUGAGCGGCACCUGGAAGCGGCACCCACAGAGGACACCAUGGAACGACGAAGGACGGUGUCGCAUCCGGAACGGCCCACUUCGUUGGAGUUGGUUCGAGGAACGGAUCCGGAAGCCGCCGGUAUGCAAUCCUCUCCAGGACAUACACCUCCGUCAUCCCGUGGCAUUGCUUCCGACCAGGGCCUUACGCUUUCGUCCACGAGUUCGGAUGAUUUUGGCGCCUCGAUCGAAGCUCGAACGACGGUACCACAUGGAACCGAAGCGGGUCUGCUUGAUGGUGUCGAAGCGUCUCGAUUGACCGACACGAUUCAAUCCCCAAUUGCGUCCUCGUUGCCGACGACGUCGCUUCUCAGCCCAGCCCAAGCGCAACUCGGCAAAGUCCAACCGUUCUGGGUGCCGGACAAUUCCACCAAAUUCUGCAUGCAAUGCAAUCAAAAGUUUUCCGUCAUCAAACGGCGCCAUCACUGUCGAGCGUGUGGUCAGCUGCUUUGUUCCUCGUGCUGUUGUCUGAAAGCCAAGCUGGAGUAUCUGGGAGACGUUGAGGCACGCGUUUGCAUCGAGUGUGACGUGAUAUUGAGCAUUCAGCUGCAGCAAGCGAUGGAAGCGGAUCAGCACCAGUUUGCGGCCCUGCCAAUGGCAGCGACUGCGGAAGGUACAAUUGGCCAUGGAGCGAUCGAGGGGCGCAGUGCAAUGAUGAGUGGCCAACGGCAACCAAACCCUAACAACCCGAUGGAGUACUGUUCGGUGAUUCCUCCUUUACAGCAAGCCGCCAGCAGCACUCAAGCGCAAUCUCCGAUCUCCGUGAUGGUUCCCGUUGGCGUGUUGAAGCGAGCUGGAGCACCUCGGAACAUGCGCAAGGACAAGAACGUAAUCUUUAGCGAUGGCAUACGACCUGGGUGUGAUUUAACCGAGCUGGAUCAAAACUGGGACGCCGUACCGACACGAUCCUCACCACCAAGGACACGAAAAACGCGCGUUCAAACACCACCCGGUGCGGAAGAUGACGCUUCCGCUGUGCCACGUUCCGGUGGCCAACUUUACUCGUUGAUCCCCCCCGAAGAGAACAAACUACCGCCGGUGUUGAAGCGCAUUAGUCCCACUGAAAGCAAACUAGUGGAGAUCGAGAACGAUCAUACGCUGCUGGAGGGACUGCGUGAGGUCACACUUACGUUUGCGAUCCAAAAGAACUUCCACGUGCUUGUGACGAUCGUGGAGUUGGCGUGUUGCAUCAACCGGACUGUGAUCAAUUUCACCACCCGCGGGUUGCACUACAUCGGACAGGACGAGAUCAUCAUCCUGCUCGUGCUGGGUGACUCCCGGACACUGCCGAAGGACAUCUUCGUGCACCUGCACGAGGUGUACUGUGAGGCGGAUCGUGGCCACAUCAUCACGGAGCUAGGCUUUUCUCCUGCCCGAUCAAGCAGUUUCCUCGGUUCGAAGAAUCACGGUGGCUUUCUGUACGUUCGCCCCACGUAUCAGUGCAUGAAAGCCGUCAUCACACCGGAAGCGCCCUACCUGAUCGGCGUACUCAUCCACCGCUGGGAAGUCCCGUGGGCAAAGAUCCUGCCGCUGCGGUUGAUGUUACGCCUCGGUGCCCUUUACCGGUACUACCCGUGCCCGCACGUAAGCGAGCGUGAUCGCGAAUCCGUGUACGUUGAGAUCGCGCAAACGAUCGUGAACCUGCUGGCGGACUUUCGCCACUUUAGCUACACCAUUCCGAACGUGCGCGGGAUGGCGAUCCACAUGGAGGACCGAAAGACGAGCAUACUGAUUCCACGCAACCGGUACGAGCAGGUCGUGAAGGUUGUGGACGGUUCGAGCGAGCAGUUGAUGGCUGUUGGGGGCAACUUUAGCCGUCUCGCCGAUGGCCAUCUCGUGUGUGUGCAAAACACGGAAUCUGGGUGUCCGGAAGCGACGCAAUACUCCACGCAAGCCAUCAACAUCGAGAGCCAACCGUGUAAGGUGACGGGUGCGUGUUUUCUCGUGCUCGAUGGCUCACUCAAGCCGAAUUCCGGGUUUACCGGAACCUGCACGAUCCUCGAGGAUGGGUUGCGGGUGUUGAUCCCUCCCGCGAAGCUGCAACUCGUGAAGGAAGCGCUGAAGGCGAUGAAAGACUACCAGAUCGUGUGUGGACCGGUUGAGGGUGAUGACAGCCAGCGGGAGUUGGUUUCGUUCGAGUGGACGACGAAUGAUCUGAACUUUAACAUCGGUGUGACGUCUCCGAUCGAUGGCAAAGCGCUUGACGGUGUACCCAGCAUACGGGUGCACCGUGGGACGGAUUAUUCCAACACGAAUCACAUCAUGCGGUGGACGGAAGUGUUUAUCCUGAAGGGUGACGAAGAAUCUAACCAUCCGGGGGAUCCCAUCAACAUGUCGAAACUGUCGGAAACGAUCGCGAAGAUCGCGUGUAAGGCACUGCUCGAAUAUCUCGAUCUACUCGCAUCGAACGGGCUCACCAAGAUUGCGCUGCGGAUCAGCUCGAAUCGGGGCGAAAUGGAGUAUGUGGCCGGAAGCGGUGGGAAUAAGCUGGCACCGCUUUACUCGAACGCGCUCGGUCACGUGGUGAUGGAGUUUUUGCAACGUCAGGCAACCGCACUGCAUCUCGAUCAGCAUGAUCUCGUGUUUGAGCUGGUGUUUCACAUUCUUGACAAGUAGAUCCCGACCGGGCGGUUGUGUGUUUCCCGUUUCCCGUGAGGUUGUUUGCUGCUUGUUUUUUACUUCUGUAGUUUCCACACUGAAGGGCUUGUUGUCUUGUUUACGAGGAGAGAGAGAGAGUCGAUUUAAACCAAGUGCUAGCCAGUACGCGCCAGAACGAGCCUCGACGAGCUCACGUUUGUCGGAUGCAAAGCAAAACCGACUUACUCGCAGGUGCGCAACAUACAGCGGAUAGAAGAGGGAAACGUACACACCAGGUGCAUACCGUGAAUUAUACAUAGCGUAUAAAGAGUAUACAUAUACAUGCAUAUUUAGAGAUAGUUAUAUAAAAUAUAUAUAUAUAUUUCUUAUAUAUAUAGUUAAAACUAUUGAAAUGAACCAGAAGCAAGUCACACGUUUAUUAUGUCACUGUUUAGGUAGACGGUGGUAAGAGGGAUAUUUAUAUUUGAUUUGGAAGUUUUAAGGCCGGUGGACUACGGGGUUUGACGCCAUAUGGCAGCAAAGCGUAUUGCAAUGAUAGUUACUAUACCCAGCGCCGAGUUGGGUGCCGAGUUGCAAGCAUGAUAAUAGCAAAUAUAUUAGUGCAUGCGAAGU